Malania oleifera is the source of this 2200-nucleotide messenger RNA. RefSeq names its product cleavage stimulating factor 64. Lineage: Eukaryota; Viridiplantae; Streptophyta; Magnoliopsida; Santalales; Ximeniaceae. Gene Ontology annotation, cellular component: mRNA cleavage and polyadenylation specificity factor complex. Gene Ontology annotation, biological process: mRNA 3'-end processing. Gene Ontology annotation, molecular function: mRNA binding. The transcript is spliced from 10 exons. The record is from RefSeq and is a predicted model, not a curated record. The coding region runs from base 334 to 1944 and encodes 536 amino acids.
AUAAUUUUGUUUUUGGGUUUGGAAAAAUUGGGGAAGGAAACCGCCUCAAUGGUAUGGCUUUAGAAUUUUAGAUGUACAGGAUCUGGAGGGCGGCACGGUCGCGCACACGAGCCCCCGUCACCGCGCGUGUGGUCCAGCCCGUCUUCUUCACAUUCUCUGCGUUCUCAGCGCCUCCAAAUUGCACAAAAAACACUCUAAAAUCUCCUUAAAGAACGGAACACUAAUCAGACUUUUCGCGGCAUCAGAAGAAGAAGAAGGAGAAGGAGGAGGAGAAGAAGAAGUAUGCCGAGGAGGAAAAGGAUGAAGCCUAGCUUCACCUUCUUCUUUUGAUUCAUGGCCAGUUCUCAGCAUCGUUGCGUGUUUGUUGGGAACAUACCCUAUGAUGCCACUGAAGAACAGCUCAUUCAAAUCUGCGAGGAGGUUGGACCUGUUGUGUCAUUCAGAUUAGUCAUAGAUAGAGAGACUGGGAAACCAAAAGGUUAUGGAUUCUGCGAGUACAAAGAUGAAGAGACAGCGUUGAGUGCUCGUCGUAAUCUUCAGGGGUAUGAGAUCAAUGGGCGACAAUUACGAGUUGAUUUUGCAGAAAAUGAUAAAGGUUCUGACAGAAAUCGCGAGCAGGGGCGUGGUGGACCUGGGAUGGUUGCAAAUGCCGACAUUCAAAAACAGAUUGGGGGACCGGUGAUCCAUCGCGAUUCUGCUCAUCCAAUUGGUCUGCCUGUGGCCAUGGCUGCUGCAUCAGUCAUGGCAGGAACUCUUGGUGGUGCUCAGACUGGUAGCAAGCCGAAUCAAAAUGGACUGCAGAAUCAAUUGGGUUUAGGUAGUGAUCCAUUGACUCUUCAUCUGGCGAAAAUGUCUAGGAACCAGCUGAAUGAGAUUAUGUAUGAGCUUAAGGUAAUGACUACAGAAAACAGGGACCUAGCUCGGCAGCUAUUGCUUGCCAACCCACAUUUGCCUAAAGCUCUUUUUCAGGCACAGAUAAUGCUAGGAAUGGUGUCACCACAAAUGUUGCAUCUGCCAAAUAUUCAGCAGGCUCCAGGUUCAUUCCCACGGUUGCAAGAUGGCCAACAGGUUCAUCAGUCAUCAGUUCAAACUCUUCCUGGGCUGCCUCCACUUGCACAGAACAAGAUUCAGUUUGGGCUGAUUUCCUCUGUACAAGACUACCAAAUGUCAUCUGUGUCUCAAAAUUCUUUGGUACCUAACCAAUUUUCUGCAGUCCCACAAGCUCUUAAGCAGCCUCAAAUUCAACUUCCACAGGUAGUGCCCAGCCAAGUUCAACAAACCACAUUGCCUGUGCAAUCAAGAGUUUCAACACUUCCAUCAAUACGUCCACAGCCUUCGUCUAAUUUGCCGGUUAGACCACAAAUUCAGUUGGCAACAUCGUCUUCUUUGAAGGAGCAAAUGCAGGCCCCUUUGCUCCAACAUUUGGUGCAAGUUGGAGUUGCAAAUAUAGGGCAGAGUAAUCUGCAGGCUAUUUCAAAUGCAGGCCUUCAGCCUUCUUCGAUUUGUCCUCCAUCAUCUGAGCCAGGCUUUCAGCCUAGUUCUCACACAUUACCGAGCAUUAUGGUGGCGGCCAAAAAGGAUGCAGAUAGGUCUGCUCGAGUUACUGAUGAUGCAGCUAGGAUUGACAGGAGAAAUAAUUCCUAUGCAAGCUUGCCUUUGGGAAAGAUGGCCCGUGAGACAUCUGAACCAAUCAAUCGCCCUUCAAAGCUGGUGAAACUGGAUGACGGUAGUGGUACUUCAGGAACUGGCUCAUUGUCUGUGAAGCAACUUUCGCGUGCCGAUGAAGGGCAGCAAUCUGAGAAACAAGUUCCUCAGUCACAGCUGCUCCCUGAGGUAGAUUCUGCCCUGCUGCAGCAAGUGAUGAACCUCACACCAGAGCAGUUGAGCUCACUGCCACCAGAACAGCAACAAGAAGUCAUUCAGCUUCAACAAAUGCUUCGGUGACUGCCGAGUUGGUUGAUAUGGUGAGUCACGAGCCUGCCCUUCUUGGCAUGACUGCAAGCUACCCAGGAGAAAAUUUUCAAUUUUCCUAGUCAUUUGGUUAUUGGAUUAGUCAGUUUUAGAGGAUUGUAACAUAUAUUAUUUGCAGAGGAUCCAGUUCAGGAUCUGAAAUGCAUCAGGAUCGUAGCAUUCAUGUAACGGUUAUGGACUUGUGAUCAGCUGAUGUGAAAGAAAAAAAUGAGAAAAGAAAUUUUGGCAA